Messenger RNA from Labrus bergylta (ballan wrasse), 5202 nucleotides. The record is from RefSeq and is a predicted model, not a curated record. NCBI's taxonomy places the organism in Eukaryota, Metazoa, Chordata, Actinopteri, Labriformes, Labridae.
AUGCACACAGACAAUAAACUGGCCAAUCAUGGCAAGCAGGUCACCAGUGACAGCCGAUCCCAGAUACCUGGUGUAAACCAGCAGGCUCAGCAGCAGCAGCAGGGAGCCGCCGGCCACCUGGGUCCAAAGGGCGUCGGUGCCGGGAGCCAUGGCGUCAAAACCAACCAGAUCUCCCCCGGCAACCCUGGGCUGAAGGCCGUCAGCCAAUCAGUGAGCAGUGUCGGAGGGAUGCUGAAAACCAAAUCAAAGCGGGAGCGGAGUGUCUCCAAUGACUCUGGCGAAUCAAGAAAUGCCAUUCCUCCAGCUGUGGAGACAGAUGCCAAAGGAGAGGGCGUUAUGCGCAGUAAGCGGCGCUGUGUUCUGGAGAAGAAACAGCCAUACAGCGGAGAUGAAUGGUGCUCUGGACCCGACACAGAGGAAGAUGACGACAAGCCAAGAACUGCAGCCCCACGAGAGUGUGGGCUGGCAGGUCAAAUCCAGGGGCUCUCUGAUCGUCUGUCUGCAGGGCCGUUAUCUGAACCUGCAGCUGCUGUAAUGGGACGUAGCGUGGGUCCAGGGCUAAAGGCAGAGCCACCUCAGCCUUCACAACAAGUGGUGUAUGUUUUCACAACCAGCCUAGCCAACAGUGCUGCAGAGGCAGUAAUAAAAGGACAGAGUGAUUCCAUCCUUCUGUUUCACCAGCAAAAUGUUCCACACACCAAGCUGGAGCAGGGCCACGCAUCAGGGAAGCUUCCUAACCUAUCUGAAAAGGUGAACUCCAGCAGCUCUCCACCCAUAGGCACCCCUAAAUCUCAAAGUGGAACUCCACGGCCAGCCUCUGCAGGUGUUGUAGGCCCAUUGCAUCCUGCAGGGACACCGACGUCGGCUGGACACUCGGAUAAUGAAUCCUCUCUGACCAGACCUAACAGCAUUAUUGCCCAUAGAUCAGAAGGGGGGAAUGCAACCACAUCAACAGGCCCAGGACCAGGAGGUGGGGAAGGUGCAGGAGGUGUAACACUUCCGGUUGCCACUGUUUCCCCAUCUGGGAGUCCUUCUAUCCUAUCUGCACACCUUCAGAGUGAUACAGGCCUGAGGACUUGUCCAGGGAACUCAGAUUGUCUUUCCAAAGAACAGCUUGAGCACAGGGAGCGCUCUUUGCAGACACUCAGAGACAUAGAAAGGCUGCUUCUGCGCAGUGGGGCGGGUGGAGGCCCUGGUGACACUGUAGGCUCCAAUAACAAUGGCAGUAAUAACUCCUCCAACUUAAAUAAUAACAAUAAUGCUGAUAGGAGCGGUAUUCUUGAAGACAAUGACAAUGAUACUAAUAGUUCUGGAAACAUCAGUAGUGGAAAUAUGCUCUCAUCAGCCUUGGCACCAAUGGGAGGAAUGAAGAAAUAUGAAGAACCUCUCCAGUCCAUCAUUUCUCAAACACAGUCCCUGGGUGGACCUGGUCUUGACAGCCCUCAAAUGGACUCUCAACAUAAUCUGCCACAACACCCCCAUCACCAACUGUCUUCGCCUGGGAUCGACAUGGGUCCCCUACUUGGACCAGACGGGCUGACACCAGAGCAGAUGGCCUGGAGGAAACUCCAGGAAGAAUACUACCUAGAGAAGAGGAGACAACAGGAAAUGCAGCCCCCCAACCAUCCCCAGCACUUUAGAAUGAUGAGUGAAAUUGGCAUGCAUGGAGGUCCAAUGAUGAUGAGAGGCCCCCCUCCUCCAUAUCACAGCAAGCCUGGAGACCACCAGCAGUGGGGUCCUGCCAAUAUGAUGGGAGGAGGGAUGGGUGGAAAUGCGCGGUUGAUGGACAUGCACCAAGAGGGACCCCGUGGCCCAAGGUUCCUAGGACAGAUGCAGAGAGGGCCACCUGGUGGAGGUGGAUUUCCUGGUAAUGCAGGGGGAGUUUUAUCAAUGGAGGGUCUAGGACCCCAAAGACCCACCAGACCAGGGAUGAUUUGGAUAGAUGAUAUUCCCAACAACAUAGGGGGUGGAGGUCCCUUUCAUGGCUGUUACCCAGGUGGACCUCCGCAGCACUUGCAAGGGGACCCUGAGCAUUUAUUAACACGUGAAGAAAUGUGUCGGAUCAUGGAGAAACGGCAGUUGCAGGGGCUUCCCAGGUUUGAACUUGAAAGGUUAGUUAAACAGCAACAACAGGGCAACAUUGGAUCAAGAAGUAUAGAUAAUUCUGGUGGCCCAGACUUUGCAAAUUUAGGAAUGGGCCGGGGUCCACCUCCCAACCGAGGUGAUCCUAUGGACUUCCCUGGCUCACGGGAUAUAAUGGGCUCUCCUGGAGGUGGUCCCCAAAUGAGAGACUUAGUGGAUUCUCCUUUGGGGAGCAACCUAACAAUGAACAUGAACCAACAGAUGAAUAUUCAGCAACAACAGCAAAUGAUGCUAUCUCAGAAGCUCAGAGGGGGUCCUGCAGGAGGGGCGCCUUUAGGUGAAAUGUUUAGUCCUGGAGAGAUUUCUCGAAUCAGGGCUACACAGAAUGGACGAGGAGGAAAUAAGGGAAUGAUCCCUGGACCUGAUGGGCCUUUUCAGUUUCGUAAUCAAGGCCCCUUCUCUGGGGGUCAGGUGGAAGGACCAUACCUUCAACAGCCUGGCCCUGAGAUGUUUGGGGCUGAUCAGCAAGGUCCUAAUCAGAUGGGGGGAACAUCGCGACUUAGUCAUAUGCCGAUGAGCGGGGGCCUCAGGGGAGCAGACCUCGGCCCUCGGCACCUGUCUGAUCUAGCAAUCAAUGUCAAUCCCCUUACCUCUCCUUCAGUGCCUCCUCCUCAUCAGCUUAAAUCUCCAUCCCUCAACCAGGAGCCAUCUCCUCUUUUACCUUCACCCUCAGCUCCAGGACUGAAGUCACCCUCACAGAUCUCCUCUGCUGGGCAUCAUCCCCCUCUUCCCCCUGCAUCUGGAGCUGGGACUCCUUCCUCUUCUUCCAUGAAAUCCCCCCAGGUAAUGGGGUCUUCCAGCCUUGUGAUGCACUCUCCGUCUGCCUCUCCCGGACGACUCAAGUCCCCAGCAAUGGCCUUGGGCUCUCCAGGGUGGGCAUCUCCAAAAACUGCUCUUCCAAGUCCAGGUGGUCCAAUCGGUGGGAAGGCAGUGGGCAAUGGAGGAAGUAGUUCUACUGAGACAGGCCAAUCACUUCCCCCCAGGAGUUCCAACUCUACCCCUAUAAGCCAGCCUGGAUCUAUGAAUCCAAGUAUGCCAUUUAACUCUUCUCCAGAUGCCCCACCAACUCAGAAUCCUUUAUCUCUAAUCAUGUCUCAAAUGUCUAAGUAUGCCAUGCCCAGUUCUACUCCUCUCUACCAUGAUGCAAUCAAAACAAUUGCCACCUCUGAUGAUGAGAUGAUGCCGGAUCGACCUCUUCUAUCUGGUGUCAGCAUUGGAGGAAACAUGGGCAACCCCCAGACAUCCCAGAUCCUUGUCUCCCAGGGCUCCAUUGGCCCCCAUAGUGACCCACAAAGUCCCAUGGGUAUGGUAAGCCAUGGUCAGCAACACAUGUCCCAUGAUGCCUCAGGACCUGUGCUCUCAUCCCCAAACCAUAUGGGCAUGCCUGCCAUGAACUCUGCCAUGAUGGGAGGCGGUGGACCUGAUGGAAUAGGGCUGUGCAAUAUGUCACCUAUGUCACAUAACCAAAUGGCAGGAUUUCCUCGCAUUCAGCAACCAUCUCAUGGGCCCAUGCACUCCCCUAUCGGAGGGAUGUCACAGAAUUUUUCUCAGUCAAAUGAGGAUAUUCUACAAUCUCAGCAGUUACACAUGCUCAGCAAAGGUCAUCCCCACCAACGCCCCUCCCACCCUUCAGACUCAUUUUCUUCUUUGCCCAUGGGUGAUGGCCCGGAUCUGAGUGAAGUCAUACGGCCUUCUCACACGGGAAUCCCCGAGUUUGAUCUCUCCCGCAUCAUUCCUUCUGAUAAACCCAGUAGCACUCUGCAGUAUUUCCCAAAGAGUGAGCCACAUCAAAAUCCCCAUCAGGGACCCCCAUCCCAGCAGCCUACUCCACAACAGCUUCUCAAACAGUUGUCCUCUUCCGGUCCCCCUCACAGCAGCGGCCCUUCGUCCAACCCCCACCUAGCAAACCUACAGAAUAUGAUGGCUGAACAGCAGCUCGCCUCUCACCCCUCUCAUGGUGGAUUACGCCAAAGCAUGGGUAUUCCUCAAGGGGGUUCAAGGGGUAUGCUUUCUGGCGGGGGCAUGGGCCCCAUGUGCCCCCCUGGACAUAUGAUGGGAAGGACAGGCAUGAUGCCACAACAGCUCCAACAACAUCAAGCCAUGAUGGCAAAUAGCCUUCUCCACCAUCCCUCCAGUCCUUACCCUGGCAUGAUGUCCUCCCAGCAGCACCCACACAAUCUGAUGGCACAGCAGAACAUUAUGAUGAUGCAGGCCAAGCAGCGGAGUGUGUCGAUUUCAGGGGAUCCCUUUGGCCCCCAGGGUCCUUUAAUGUCCCCACAGGGUCCCAUGAUGGGCCCGUCCCACCCACAGUCUGGUAUGAUGGGCCCCCAGUCUCUCAGACAGCGUGGAAUGUCUCUGGACAGUCCCAUUGGCUAUGGCCCUGGAGGGAUGGCUAACAUGCCAUUCUGAUCCAACAAAAUAAAUUGUAAAAAUGCCCACUAGCUAACCUUCCCAUUGUGUCCAAGUUUUUUCAUCAAUGUUAUUUCUGCAAUUUGAAAAGAUGAACUGUAAAAACAAUAAUUCACUGAUACUCCUCAAAUUUUGGAUUUAAAAAAGUUGAAUAUUUAAAAACACUGUAAAACAGUUCAAUAAUAAAUCUGAAGCCAUUUUCUAAAAUACUGUACAAUAUGUAUAUUUAAAGAUGUGUGUAUUUGUUGUGGGAAGAGAGUGGCAGUCAGGAGAGGAGUGCCUCAAAUUUCUAUUUGUUUUAAUAUCAUUGAUUUAUUUUCUCCAACUACCAAACUGUUGUGCAAAGGAAUUAUAUAUAUAAAUAAUAUAUACUUGCUGUAUAUAAGAUGCAAUUUGUGAUUGUUUGCAGUUGUUCUGUAUAACUGUGUUUUAAUAGAAGUCUAAAAAUAGAAUAAUACUGAUCUCUAAGGUGGUUUUAUUUUGCUUAUUGUGUUGUCAGUUAUUUUUGUGGUAUGACAAUGACAAGGAGACACAGUUGCUGUAUACAUGUUUUUUUUAUUGAAUUCAAUUAGCAUAGCUUAAAUACAAGCAAAUGCAGGUUUCAGCAAAUACCAUUUUUUUCUUGACUGGGGAAAUAAAGCAUCUUUUAAA